GUAAAUCUCUCCCUCUCUUUCUCUCUAACACAGACCUCACGGUAGUCCUGCAUCAGCCAGUCAGUAAUGACCCUUUAUAGCAUAGCUUUGUAGAGAUUGGUCCUGCCUGCAAGCGGCUUUUUGGCCAAAGGCUGGUAAAACAUCAUAAGGAGGAGAUUAUAACAUAGAGCCUAUGGAGAAAUAAGGAAUUCGCGCAACGAGUUUCUAAAAGAAGAGGACAAUAAGCAGUCAAUAAGCGCCUCUGUGACUUUAUAAUGCAAUGAAGCGGGAUAGUAAUAAUAUCAGAGGAGGAGGAGUUCGGGCAGAACUGAGCGGCCUCACGGGUCACUGAAGAGCUGCGCGCAGUCCGCUGCUCCGCGCGCUACUUUCCGUCAGACGCCGCCGGGAAGCCGACGCCGCGAGCCAUGCGAGCGUAAGCCGGCGAACGGGGAAACGGGUAAGCGCGGCCGCCUGACGCUGCGGCAUCCGCGGAGGACGCGCGCGUGUGCGUAGGAGCGCGUUCGGCCGUGUGCGCGCGUGGGUGUGCUUGCGUGCGCCACUAUGAGUCUGGUGUCGGGCUUCCCUCACCACCCGAUCAUGCACCACCACGAAAGCCACCACUACUCCCUGCACGCCGCCGCCGCCGCCGCCGGUCGGUGUCACGAGGACACCGGGGCUCCCCCCUACUUCACCAGUUGGCUCAUCAGCCACGCGGACAUGUCCCCCACCGACUACAGCCUCACGCCCGGCUACAGCCCGGAGCACCAUGGCAACAGCAGCGGCGGAUCCACGGGCGUGUUAGACCACCACCACCAUCACCACCACCACCACUAUGGACACGGCGGCUUGGUCACCGGGGCCGCCACCAUUUCCGUGAACGGACUUAACGUGGGCAUUCACCACCACACGCACCCCCGGACUAAGCGGAGACCCACGGCGAACCGCAAGGAGCGGCGGCGGACUCAGAGCAUCAACUCGGCCUUCGCGGAGCUGAGGGAGUGCAUCCCCAACGUGCCGGCCGACACCAAGCUGUCCAAGAUCAAGACCCUGCGCCUGGCCACGAGCUACAUCUCCUACCUGAUGGACAUCCUGGACAAGGACGGGCAGCACGGCGACACGCAGGCGUUCAAGGCCGAGCUGAAAAAGACGGAGGCCCGGGAGGAGCGGCGAAAACGAGAGGCGGUGACGAUUCCUAAAACAACGUCAUCGUCGUCCUCGUCGUCGUCCUCCACAGCCAGCGAAAAGAAGGGCAAAGGACGAACAGGAUGGCCCCAACAUGUCUGGGCUCUAGAACUCAAACAGUAGAGCCUCAAGGACUCCUGCGCGCAGAGAGAACUCAUUCUCCCCGCGUUUAGACUCCGAGGAGGCGACGGUGCAGCAACGACGCGCACCGGCGAUCUGCAACUGCAAGAAGACUGUACACGAUCUUUCUCAACUUCACUCAUCACUUACCCCAGAACGGCCAGUGCUGUAUAUGACCAUAGGUCCCAGCCCUUAUCAGCUCUGUUUGCGCAUCAUAAAACGUUAUUUAUUUAUUGCUAGUUUGCUCACUGCAUGGCAUUCCCGUAACAACAUAAUAUCCCGUUUUGUCUUCUGACUAUACGUUAAAUGCGUUUUAAUUCAACCGCUCUCCCUAAAAGUAGAGUAUUAAGAUUAUUUAAUUUUUUAAGCUAAUAAUUACACAUAAGGUAGAGGGGAUUGUCGGGGCAAACUGCACAAUUAAGCAGGAAUAAAGAAAAAACGCCAGCUUCAGUGGGGUUCAAGUGAAGGUUGUUCACCUUCACCUCAAUAGUAAACCAAUUAAAACUUUAAUUUGUGUUGUGUAAUCACUUUGUGUAAUUAUUUCAAGGAAGCUGAAAUAAUGGACAAUUAUCAAGAAAUCUUAUUACAUUUUGUGAAACUACUGUAGCAGCAGACACACUGAGUCUGAUUUUAAUUAAAAUACCCUCUAAAUAAUCAAAGUAGUUAAGUUUACUUAAAUGAAAUAUUCUGAAUGUUCUUUAAUAAUAAUCUUUCCACAACAUAUCAGUUAAAAAAUGCAGUUCCAGUGUGUGGUUCAAUUUGUCACGUUUCCAUCUUGAGUCAUGCACAUUACAGCCACAACCUAAAAACAACGUUGUGGUGGAAAAGAUUAAGCAUGGAAAAAUACUACACCAUAGAUAUUCUGACCAGUUUGCAGAGCAUCCUGAGUAUCCUUUGUCCACAAAACAAUAAAAGCACUAAUUUUGUUGUUUUAGCUGAUUUAUAAAAAGCCAGUGGUGAAAUCACCUGCAUUCAACCAGCGUGUCUGUACACAUCUCAGUUUGUUCUAACUGUGCAUGAUCCAGGGCAGAACGCGCUUGUUUCACAUCAAGAACGACCAGGGUUUGAUUUCACAGACUCCAGUCAGGUUAAUUAAAGACUCCAAAUCCCAGUAUAGUGUACGUGCGAGUGAGUGGUCUUGUUCUGUAUGUUGCAUGUGGUCGCGUGAUGGACUGGUGACCUGUCCAAGCUGCAGACCUUCACAAGAGUGUCCUCGACCCUUUCAAAGAUAGUGGUUCAGAAGAUGAGUACGUAUAAGACUUCCACUCAACCUCCAAAGGUUAAAAUAAAUACAUCAUUGAGCCACAAGAGGAUGGAAUGUUGUUACAUAGUAUGGUGCACAGCAGGCUUGCAGUGACCUCUAGUUUAACAAGUAGGAAGAACUUCAGUAACAGUCAAUAACCCAGUUUUCUAAAGCCGCCCAAAAGUCCCUUUCCUCUGUGUUUCUAUUAACCAAUUGUGAGAGAUGAUGGUUUGGAGAAAUGGGUGUUGAAUUUCCUAACUGACAAACUACUGUACAGAAUAUUUCAAGCUUUUUCUCUCUUCCUCUCUCUUUUGUUCCUUUUUCCAAUUUUGAGAUAUAAAUGUGAUGUCAUGGUGAGACCUUCUAUGUUGUGGUGUGGUGUGAUGGGAGGCUAAAUAGUGCUGAAUAGGAUGUAAUCUAUGUUGUUAUUUUAAUAAACCACCACCUGGCAACAUGGUAACUGACACAAUGUGAACUGCUU
Molecule: messenger RNA, 3005 nt
Organism: Betta splendens (Siamese fighting fish)
Lineage: Eukaryota; Metazoa; Chordata; Actinopteri; Anabantiformes; Osphronemidae
Gene: hand2
Product: heart and neural crest derivatives expressed 2
Exons: 2
Coding region: 541-1284 (247 amino acids)
Biological process (GO): regulation of transcription by RNA polymerase II; heart development
Molecular function (GO): protein dimerization activity; DNA-binding transcription factor activity, RNA polymerase II-specific; RNA polymerase II transcription regulatory region sequence-specific DNA binding
Source: RefSeq, a predicted model, not a curated record